Notothenia coriiceps (black rockcod) is the source of this 1350-nucleotide messenger RNA. RefSeq names its product ST6 beta-galactosamide alpha-2,6-sialyltranferase 2a (gene st6gal2a). Gene Ontology annotation, cellular component: Golgi apparatus. Lineage: Eukaryota; Metazoa; Chordata; Actinopteri; Perciformes; Nototheniidae. Gene Ontology annotation, biological process: sialylation. Gene Ontology annotation, molecular function: beta-galactoside alpha-2,6-sialyltransferase activity. The annotation marks the transcript as partial. The transcript is spliced from 5 exons. The record is from RefSeq and is a predicted model, not a curated record.
GUCAUCCAGUGGAAAGAAUCUCUCCUUCGUGCCAGGUGCUCCGUUCACUGGGGAAUUUUUUCAGCUGAUCAUCUCUCUGUUUGGACGGCUUUCGUUAUAUUCUUAUUGAAUCCUGGAUGCCACAUGGUCAUGAAGUAAUAGAAGCAACCGUUGAGGCCCUCCAGCUGACCUGUAGUAGAGUCCUGGCUGUGGGGCUGUGUUGUUGGUGGGCCAGAUCUAUGUGAGUGAGAGGUGAUGAAGUCCAGUAUGAGGCAGUGGCGGAGGCUGGUGCUGGUGGGGAUGCUGGCCUGGGUGCUCCUCUUCCUCGGCCUCCUCUCCUACUUCCUGGAUGCUCGUGUGAAUGAGCCGCUGACCUCUGCUGGCUCUUCACUCUCACAGCACCCUGACACGCGUCGCCUGGCCUCCAUACAGGCCCCCAAUCAACAGCGACCAAACAGACACGAACUGGCUUCCACCUUAACGACGACCUCCCCCCGAGGUGAGCCGGACCCCGACCCCUCUGCCAGAUUCCCGACCCCCGACCCCAGCCUGGAAGUGAGCCGCAGCCCCGACAGCGCCCCCUACCAGGACUACCUGGACCCUCGGAGCCUGGCUGCCUGGUCCUCCUUCGGCACAGAAAACGUGGGUUCUCACUCGGACCCUUCAAUCCAGAGUCGGGAGAGGAUCGCCCACACAGAGUACCAGAACAGGGGCUACCAAGGUGGUGGUGAGGAGGAGGAGGAAGAAGAGAUGGAUAAUGAAGUUGAAGGAAACAGAAGGCUGGGCGGUGACUCCUCAGAUCUGGAGGAGUUUUACUUCUCAAAGUCGGUCUCUUUGGUGCAGCGGCUGUGGAGGGGUCGAGCGUCCGCCGGCAUGCUGAGCCCGCGGCUGCAGCGCGCCAUGAAGGACUACGUCAGCGCCAACAAGCACCACGUGUCCUACACGGGGCGCCGCAGGGCCACCCAGAGCGCCAAAGAGCUGCUGUGCCAGAUGAAGGCGCAGGCCCGGCUCCGGACGGUGGACGGGUCGGAGCCGCCCUUCUCCUCCCUCGGCUGGGCGCGCCUCGUGCCCUCACUCCCUCUGGAGAAACUGCACCAGAACGCCUUCAAGACCUGCGCCGUGGUCACCUCCGCCGGGGCCAUCCUGCGCUCAGGACUGGGCAGAGAGAUCGAUAAUCAUGACGCAGUGUUACGGUUCAAUGCUGCGCCGACAGAGGGAUACGAGCGAGACGUGGGGAAUAAAACCACCAUCCGCAUCAUCAACUCACAGAUUUUGGCCAAUCCCAGGCAUCGUUUCAACUCGAGCUCCAUUUACAAGAAUGUGACUCUGGUAGCCUGGGAUCCUGCACCUUACACCGUCAACUUACACCAG